AUGCAACAUCUGCAGCGAUUGCAUGUGGCCCUCGAGUGCGCGUCGUUAUUGUGUAGCGCCUGCCGGGCUGCCUCCCUGUGGGACAGCAAGGAGAGGCAUCUUGUCACCGCGUACAAGCGGUUAUCAUUGAGGAGAAAGCACUUGGUAGUUGCUCUCAUGGUACAAAAGAUACAUGCGUACAAAAGAAAGGACGGGGAGGCCCAAAACCUAGAACAGGAAAAACUUUCAACAGGCAAACGAGUUGUGCGGCUAGUAGAAAAUGUCAGCGAAGCGCACCACGAGCCGUGCAUUUUCCUCACGUGCCACGCCAUGAGCAUGGCAGUGGUACUAGGACACACAUCACCGCUGCCUACUGGGGUGUCCCUCCGAAUAAGCUCCUUUGAAGCAGCCAUACAAACUAAACACGUCGAUCGUCAAUCUCAAUUAUCCAGACACAUUUGA
Volvox carteri f. nagariensis is the source of this 441-nucleotide messenger RNA. RefSeq lists its product as uncharacterized. Lineage: Eukaryota; Viridiplantae; Chlorophyta; Chlorophyceae; Chlamydomonadales; Volvocaceae. The record is from RefSeq and is a predicted model, not a curated record. The coding region runs from base 1 to 441 and encodes 146 amino acids. The transcript has 5 exons.